AGACUAGAGAAAGAAAGAGAAAAUAGCAAUAGAAAACGAAAAGGAAAAAAAAAAAAAACCCACAGUUCUAGUUUGUUCAAUCAACACGCACUGAUUGAGAAAAACUCACCCCUUUUUCUUUUCUAUUUUUUUUUUUUGGUUCCCAUCUCUCUCACACUUCAAUUAUCUAUAGCUUCAUCGCUCUGUUUCUUCACUGUCUCUCCAUAUAUUGCCCACAAAAAAACAAAGAGAGGAGGGAAGGUUGAGGAACCUUCAAUACAAGCAAGACCCAGUAUAUAAAUCUGUGUAGAACUGUUAGUUUGCAGAUCUAUAGAUCUGAGACUUUCAACACCAUAUAGAUUGCUCAAUUUCUUUCAGAUCGCUGUCGUUUUGGUUUGGUUUGGUUCAGUAGCUGCACAAGAAACCGCCUAAUCAUACAUAUUAUUGGUGGUCAGCUAGGGAGGAGGCUUGUGGUAAGACUUUUUGAUUGGUGUGUUCAUUGCAUCCAUCUUGGAUGUUGAGGCAUUAGUGGUAGGUCUUGGUGAGAUGAGGGAUGUUAUCAAGGUUGAUAAACUUUUUGAGGGCCUGUUGGCGGUCCUCAUCGGACCGUUAUGUGCACACAUGUUCAGACGCAGCUGGAAGACAAGACGGGCUCCUUUGGUACAAAGACAUCGGGCAGCACUUGAAUGGUGAAUUCUCAAUGGCCGUUGUUCAGGCCAACACUUUGCUUGAGGACCAGAGUCAGAUUGAAUCAGGUUACUUAGGCUUGCUCGAUUCUGGCCCAUAUGGAACAUUUGUUGGAAUAUAUGAUGGUCAUGGUGGGCCUGAGACAUCACGCUAUGUCAAUGAUCACCUUUUCCAUAAUCUAAAGAGGUUUACAGCCGACCAACAGUCAAUGUCAGUGGAUGUGAUAAGGAAAGCGUUUCAAGCAACAGAAGAAGGGUUUCUCUCUCUUGUUACUAAACAGUGGCCUACUAAACCCCAGAUUGCAGCUGUUGGAUCUUGCUGCCUGGUUGGGGUGAUCUGUGGUGGGACUCUUUACAUUGCGAACCUUGGUGAUUCUCGUGCGGUUUUGGGAAGGCUUGUCCAGGCAACUGGAGAAGUUCUUGCCAUCCAGCUCUCGACAGAGCAUAAUGCGAGCAUAGAGUCCAUCAGACAGGAGUUGCGAUCUUUGCAUCCGGAUGACUCACAGAUUGUAGUUUUAAAGCAUAAUGUAUGGCGUGUAAAGGGACUGAUACAGAUUUCUAGAUCAAUUGGUGAUGUUUAUCUAAAAAAGGCUGAAUUCAACAGGGAGCCUUUGUAUGCUAAGUUUCGCCUCCGUGAACCUUUUAGAAGGCCAAUAUUAAGCGCUGAACCAUCAAUUUGUGUGCAUGAACUCCAACCAGAUGAUCGAUUUCUCAUAUUUGCUUCUGAUGGAUUAUGGGAGCACCUUAGCAAUCAGGAAGCAGUAGACAUAGUACAAAAUCACCCUUGCAAUGGAAGUGCUCGAAGGCUGGUGAAAGCAGCGCUGCAGGAGGCGGCAAAGAAAAGAGAAAUGAGGUAUUCCGAUUUGAAGAAGAUUGAACGUGGGAUCCGGCGGCAUUUCCACGAUGACAUUACUGUCAUAGUUGUAUUUCUUGAUUUGAAUCUUGUGAGCAGAGCCAGCUCUGUCAAAGGCCCCACCUUGUCGUUGAGAGGGGGCGGUCUAAAUCUACCUGCAAAAACUUUAGCUCCUUGUGCUCCCAGUACGGAACUUGGUACAACUUAAUGAAGUCGGUUGUGUAUCGUUCUUUUGAACAGCUUGUGAGAUUCGUGUUUGAUGGUAGAUUUCAGGAGGGGACAAGAGAGAAGGUUCUUGCUAGAACUAAUUCUUCAAUGUACAAUGUAACAUUUAACUUGAGACAGGUACUUUCAUUGAGUUUCUGAGAAUUUGAGGAAAAGAAAAAUGUAAGAAUCAGGUAAAGAGAACUUUUCUACUUACUGAUUUUCCGAACAUUUUUCGUUGUUCUGUUUCUUUCCUUGAGCUUUUUGUGGUUAUGUAAAUUAUAUGAAAUUACAACCCUGGAAAUCAAAAUCUCUCUUCUUGUGGCAUUAGC
This is a messenger RNA of Camellia sinensis, 2054 nucleotides long. The record is from RefSeq and is a predicted model, not a curated record. Lineage: Eukaryota; Viridiplantae; Streptophyta; Magnoliopsida; Ericales; Theaceae.